CUAGGCUAGUACUGUAGCUUAUAUUCAUUCCAUAAUGACACAUAAAAGUGUAGGCUACUUCUUUCCACAAGUGAAGGCACUUUUAAUUUAGGAUCACUUUUUCUACUCUUCCCAUAGCAACAGCAAAGAGAUGACGUGGGAAGCUGUUCAAACACUUAAUAUUUUACUAGAGUAAAUCACAUGGUGCAAACGGCUAUCCAGUAGAUGGUUCUUAGUGUGGAUUGAAAUAUCAAGACAUCUAAGAAGUUCACAUACAGCUUACAUAUCAGGAUCACACACACACACACACACACACACACACACGUUUUCUCCCUCUCUCUCUCUCACGAGUUCUCUCUCACGCGCCAUCGUUCAUCACUCGUCACACCCACCCCUCGGAACCGCUGCUCACCGAUCCUUACCGAACCGUAACACCCAAACAGCUCUAGCAUGUCUUCGGAAGGAUUAGGCGAGACAUUGGUGAUUCGGCUCGGGCUGAUAAACGCCGAUAACAAAUAUCUGACAGCGGAGACGUUUGGUUUUAAAAUCAACGCCUCCGCGAGUUCCAUGAAGAAGAAGCAGGUGUGGACCCUGGAGCAGUCCGGAGACCACGUAGACUCCAGUGCCGUGUUCAUCAAAAGUCACCUGGGUCGCUACCUCGCCACCGAUAAGGACGGCAAUGUGACCGCGGACAGCGAGCAGCCCGGCCCGGAUUGUCGGUUCCUCGUGAUCGCCCACGAUGACGGGCGGUGGUCCCUGCAGUCCGAGCCCCACUCGCGCUACCUGGGCGGGUCCGAGGACCGGAUUGCGUGCUUUGCGCAAAGCAUUUCGCCUGCGGAGAAAUGGAACGUGCACCUGGCCGUCCAUCCUCAGGUGAACGUGUACAGCAUCGCGCGUAAACGGUAUGCGCACCUGUGCACCAAGAGGAACGAGCUCGCCGUGGACCGCGACGUGCCGUGGGGUGUGGACUCGCUGCUCACGCUCGUGUACCUGGACCACCGGUAUCAUCUGCAGACCGCCGACAAUCGCUUUCUCACGUACAGCGGUGCCCUGACAGCCAAACCGGACACGGGCACUGGUUUCACGCUGGAAUUCCGCGCGGGGAAGGUGGCUUUCCGGGACGCCACUGGAAAAUACAUCGCGCCCACGGGCCCUACCGGGACUAUGAAGUCUGGCAAGAGCUCGCGCAUCGGGAAAGAUGAGCUGUUUGUCCUCGAGCAAAGUCACGGGCAAGUGGUGCUUACCGCCAGCAACGAGAGAAACAUCUCCAUGCGCCAGGGAGUUGAUUUAUCAGCCAAUCAGGAUGAGGAGUCUGAUCAGGAGGUAUUUCAAAUGGAGAUGGACAGGGAGACAAAGUGCUGUGCCUUCCGAUCUUGUAAUGGGAAGUACUGGAGUCUGACCCCAAGUGGGGCCAUCCAAUGCUCUGCCUCCACUAAAUCACCCAGUUGUUUCUUUGAGCUUGAGUGGAAAGGGUCAAAAGUUGCACUGAAGGCCAGUAAUGGUAAAUACCUGGCAGCCAAGAAGAACGGACAGCUGGCGGCUGCUGUGGACUCUGCAGGUGAGCAAGAGGAGUUUGUGUUGAAACUCAUCAACAGGCCGUUGAUAGUGCUGCGUGGGGAACACGGUUUCAUUGGGUGCCGCAAACAAGGAACCGGAACACUUGAUUCCAGCCGCUCAUCCUAUGAUGUCUUCCAGUUAGAGCACAACAACAACGCUUACAGCCUGAGAGACUCAGUGGGGAAAUAUUGGACUGUAGAGGCAGACGGCUCUGUGAUCAGCAGUAGCAGCACACCUGUAUAUUUCCACUUUGAGUUCUGUGAUUAUAAUAAAGUGGCCAUUAAGACAAAGGAGGGCAAGUAUCUUAAGGGAGACCAUGCUGGGGUGCUCAAGGCCAAUGGUCAGGGCAUUGCUGAGGCAACAUUGUGGGAAUACUGAGAAACAUUCAUGAAUCUACACACAAACAUGUGUGUUCUGUAAACCUAUACAUAAGCAUAACACAUUCUCUACAGCAUAAGCACAAGAUGAUAACAUACAGUCUAUAUCACAUAAUACACUGAAAUAGCUUAAAAUAAUCUAUAAUGGAUCAAGACAAAAACUACUCUGAAGGUAAAAGUAAACAAAUGCAAAAAUUUUCACAAAGCAGUUAUCACAAUGCACAAAUUAACUUAAACAGAAAAACGUAUUAAAUGUAACCAAUAGUUCAGCUAAAAAUAUGAAUUCUGUCAAUUCUGAAACCUGAAAGACUUUCUGUCUUCUGUGGAGCAUAAAAUGAAAUAUUUUGAAGAACAUGGGGGCAAACAACACUUUAGAUUUUUGUUGAAUGGACAAAAAAACACUUGAACAUUUUUAAUCUUAGAAAUGUUUUACAUUUUUCCUUUGUGUUCUAUAGAAAAAAAAAACAGGUUUGGAAUGCCAGAAUAAAUUAUGACAGAAUUUGGGUAAAUUAUCCCUUGAAGAGAAGCACAGAUUGAUGGUACACUUAAUAAUAAUAAUAAUUUUUAGUUUUUAGUUUUAUUGUCACACAAGCUGUUGAUGAUCUUUGCUCAGUGAUUAAGAUAAUGGUAACACUUCACAAUAAGAUUUAAUUUGUUAACUAGUGAACAUGAACAACACUUCUACAGUAUUUAUUAAUCUUAGUUAAUCUUUCAAUAUUUACUAAUACAUUUUUAAAUCAAAAUGUAUUUGUCAACAUUAUUAAUGCACUCUGAACUAACAUGAACAAUGAAGAA
Molecule: messenger RNA, 2708 nt
Organism: Carassius auratus (goldfish)
Lineage: Eukaryota; Metazoa; Chordata; Actinopteri; Cypriniformes; Cyprinidae
Product: fascin-like
Exons: 5
Coding region: 430-1914 (494 amino acids)
Biological process (GO): cell migration; actin filament bundle assembly; establishment or maintenance of cell polarity
Cellular component (GO): cytoplasm; lamellipodium; ruffle
Molecular function (GO): protein-macromolecule adaptor activity; actin filament binding
Source: RefSeq, a predicted model, not a curated record